Messenger RNA from Penicillium soppii, 1275 nucleotides. RefSeq names its product caspase family protein. Gene Ontology annotation, molecular function: cysteine-type endopeptidase activity. Gene Ontology annotation, biological process: proteolysis. The transcript has 6 exons. Lineage: Eukaryota; Fungi; Ascomycota; Eurotiomycetes; Eurotiales; Aspergillaceae. The record is from RefSeq and is a predicted model, not a curated record. The coding region runs from base 1 to 1275 and encodes 424 amino acids.
AUGUCUUACUAUCCGCCCUACUCGGGUGCGCCGGGUUACCCCCCGCAGCAACCAUCUUAUCCCCCGCAACAGCAACAGUACCCACAGAUGAAUCAUCAACAGCAGCCCUCCUACGGUGGCUAUCCCGGCCAGUCCUACCACCACCAGCAGCCCCCGCAAUCCAACUACGGAUACAACCAUCCCCCGCAACAGUCCUACGGCGCCCCGCAGCAACAGCAUGGUUAUAAUGCUCCCCCGUCCGGAUACCAGCAGCCCUCCGGGCCUCCAAUGCAGCAAGGAAGACCAGCUUACAGCCAAGGCGUCCCAGCGCCUCCUCCUAGCAACCCCGUUUCGUUCGGUCAUGGCGCACCACAAGGUUAUAGUUUCCAAUAUUCACGAUGCACGGGCAAAAGAAAGGCGCUUCUGAUUGGAAUCAACUACUUUGGUCAAAAGGGCCAGCUGCGCGGAUGUAUCAACGACGUCAAAAACAUGUCGACCUAUCUGAACCAGAACUUUGGCUAUGCCCGUGAGGAUAUGGUUCUUUUGACUGAUGACCAGCAAAAUCCCAUGAGCCAGCCAACAAAGGUCAACAUUCUUCGCGCUAUGCACUGGCUGGUCAAGGAUGCUCAACCCAAUGACUCUUUGUUCUUCCACUACUCCGGCCACGGCGGCCAAACGCCCGAUCUCGAUGGCGACGAGGAAGAUGGAUACGACGAAGUGAUUUACCCCGUAGACUUCAGAGCCGCCGGCCACAUCGUGGACGACGAAAUGCACCGCAUCAUGGUGCAGUCCCUCCGACCGGGCGUCCGCCUCACAGCAAUCUUCGACUCCUGCCACUCCGGCUCAGCCCUGGAUCUCCCCUACGUCUACUCCACCUCAGGAGUACUCAAGGAGCCCAACCUGGCCAAGGAAGCCGGCCAAGGGCUGCUAGGUGUCGUAUCUGCAUAUGCGCGCGGCGAUAUGGGCAGCAUGAUGUCGACCGCGAUGGGCUUCAUCAAGAAAGCCACCAAGGGCGACGAAGUGUACGACCGUAACCUGAAGACCAAGACCAGUCCUGCGGAUGUCAUCAUGUGGUCUGGCAGCAAGGAUGAUCAGACCAGUCAAGAUGCUCAGAUUGCUGGCCAGGCUACGGGUGCUAUGUCUUGGGCUUUCAUUGCGGCUUUGCGGAAGAACCCCCAGCAGAGUUAUGUCCAGCUCCUGAACAGUAUUCGUGAUGAGCUUUCUACCAAAUAUACCCAGAAGCCUCAGCUGAGCUGCAGUCACCCUUUAGAUACCAACAUUCUCUAUGUGAUGUAA